This is a messenger RNA of Hydra vulgaris (swiftwater hydra), 1924 nucleotides long. The record is from RefSeq and is a predicted model, not a curated record. NCBI's taxonomy places the organism in Eukaryota, Metazoa, Cnidaria, Hydrozoa, Anthoathecata, Hydridae.
CAGACGGUCAUCACUAAAUGUAAUACUAUUCAAAUUAAAUAAAAAAUCGAUUUUAACCACUAAGGCCAUUUUUAGUCUGUAAAAUUUCCUACAAAUGACAACAAGUUUGAACACGUUCUGACGCGUAGUUUGAUUAUUUUGGUUAUUCUUGUUGAGAAUUUCUAGUAAACAGCCGUCAAAAUUAUUUGUGAUUGCAGUACAAAUUCAAAUUAUAAAAAUAAUAUAUUCAAACAGCUCAAUUGACUUGAGAUUUUUUGUGAAAAUGCCACAACAAAAUAAUGGAAAGAAAAAGUUUAAUCUCUCUGCAAUGAGUGAUGAAGAAAUUGUAAAUUUUAUGAACUCAGCUGAAACUGAUGAUGAAUGUGAAGAUUUUGACCUCAGUUUUGAAGAUCCAGAUUAUCAUUGCGAUGAGCUUCAACCUGAACCUAAUACAACAAUAAACAGUAAUUUCCAACUACUGGAUUUUGACAACAGAUUCAAAGAUCCAGAUUAUCAGUGUGAUGAGCUUCAACCUGAACAUAGUACCAUUAUAAAUAGCUGUUUGCAACUAAUGGAUUCCUCAUCGCUUACAAAGGCACUUCAUUUUUCAAUGAAUGUUAGCAAUUUUAAUUUGAGUGAAAUUGAUGAACCAAAACAAACUGUAACUUUAAACAAAGAUAUAAGUAUAACACUGCAAAAUGAAGAUGCUAAUCCAGCACUUCACGAACUACAAACAAAAGCUACUAUGUCAACACCACAGAGUGAAGUUGCGAUAAAAACGUCAUUCAAACCAAAGAAAAGAGCUCGAUCACCAUUACCAUGUGUAGAGGUUUCAGGACCACCUGUAACACCAUCAGCUGGUGGGUUCACAGGAGCUAGCUUGGUAGAUAUUCACAAAAACUCAGAUGAGUUCAAACAAAUCGUUUGGCGUAAAAAGUGUAUGCAAUUACACGUCAAUGAAGUAGCAUUUAGAGGAAGUACAGACCUACCACCUGUAGUAAAAAAACUGCAAUCACCAUUGGAUUUUUUUAACUAUUUUUUUACAGACGAUCUGGUAGAAUUGAUUAGUUUGGAAACGCAUCGAGCUGCAAUUACAAAAAACUUGAACACAAAGUUCAAAAUUGACAAAUAUGGGAUUCGUCGAUACAUUGGAGUUUUGAUUUUUAUGUCAGUUUACCGUUACCCAAACAUUGAAGAUUAUUGGAGUGAAUUCGGAUUUGGACACAUACCAGAGAGUAUGCCAAAAAACAGAUUUGAGCAGAUAAAAAAAUAUUUAUCGUUCAACGAUGAAUCAAAACGAGUCAAAAAAGGUGAUAUAGGAUAUGACCCAAUUUUUCGGAUCAGAAAAGUUGCAACACAUUUGCUUGAGCGCUUUGAUUCAAUUCCAAAAAAUGCUCGAUUAUCAAUUGACGAACAAAUGUGUUCCACAAAAAUGGUUCACCAUUUACGGCAGUAUUUACCUGACAAACCUCAUAAGUGGGGUGUAAAGCUCUUUGUUUUGUGUGACAGCAAUGGAUACUCAUACCGUUUUGAAAUAUAUACCGCAGCCAAAAAUGAUGACAUAGUUCUGCCUUUUACUCCAAACAUUGGAGCAACAGGGAAUGUUGUUAUUAGGUUGUCGCAAACAAUACCAAAUUUUGUUAAUCAUAUAUUGUAUUCGUAAACGUAUUGUAUUUGUAAACGUUCAGUUGGCCGUCCAUCUGCUACACAACCAACUAACAGAAAUUAUGUCGGUAGAAAAGCAGCUCAUCCAGUAGCAAGUGUAAGAUUCGAUGAAAUGAAUCAUUUUCCUGAAUGGGGAUCAAAAAAAUCGUGCAAAUUUUGCAAAAAAUCUGACACACACACAUUUUGCACUAAAUGUAAUAUCCACUUGUGCUUUUCCAAAGCAAAGAAUUGUUUUAAAGACUAUCAUCAAAAUGAAUAAUACUCUUUUUUUAUGCUUUGA